Cuscuta europaea is the source of this 2744-nucleotide messenger RNA. NCBI's taxonomy places the organism in Eukaryota, Viridiplantae, Streptophyta, Magnoliopsida, Solanales, Convolvulaceae. The record is from the annotation of a GenBank genome assembly.
AGGUAGGAAAAUGCCGACCUCCAGAAACAUUCCACCCGACCCAAUAUUACAUAAUACAUACACUGAUUCACGUAGGGUUCGUAAAACCCUUUAGCAGAACAGAGGAGUGACACUCAACAAUGGGGAAAGGCCGGAAAGUACAGGAACAGUCCGGCAGCAAUGACGAAUUGGAUCCCACUCAAUACUUUGAGAACAGAAGGAGAGCACUAAUGUCUGAGAAGGAAGCUGGGAAAAAUAUUUACCCACAUAAACAUGAAGUAUCCAUGACUGUUCCCGAUUUCAUUGAGAAAUACAAGGAACUAGAAAGCGGGGAGCAUGGCGAUGAGCAAGUUUCUUUAGCGGGCCGGAUAAUGUUCGAUCGCAGACAGUCAUCGAAGCUGGUGUUCUAUGAUUUGCAUGGAUUGGGCGCCAAAGUUCAAGUAAAGGCGGAUGCCAGUGAAUCUGAGUUGAAUGAGGAGGAUUUCAUUAAACUUCACUCUUCUGUGAAGCGUGGUGAUACUGUUGGAAUCGUUGGGUUCCCAGGUAAAACAAAAAGAGGAGAGUUGAGUAUUUUUGUCAAAUCAUUUACAGUGUUAAGUCAUUGUGUCCAUAUGAUGCCACAGAACAAAGGAGCCCAGACUAAAUCCAAGAAAACUGAUGAAUGGGCCCCUGGAAUGCCUAGAAACCCAGACACUCUUGUAUUGAAAGAUCAGGAAAAACGGUACAGACAACGCUAUUUGGAUCUGAUGGUGAAUCCAGAGGCCCGACAUAUCUUUAAGACGAGAACAAUCAUAAUAAAUUUCAUAAGAAGUUUCCUUAACAAUCUUGACUUCCUGGAGGUUGAGACUCCCAUGAUGAAUAUGAUUGCUGGAGGAGCAGCUGCACGCCCUUUUGUUACUCACCACAAUGAAUUGAAUAUGAGGCUUUACAUGCGCAUUGCACCUGAACUCUAUCUUAAACAGCUAGUUAUUGGCGGACUGGAACGUGUCUAUGAAAUUGGGAAACAAUUUAGGAAUGAGGGUAUUGAUUUGACACACAAUCCUGAAUUCACUACCUGUGAGUUUUAUAUGGCUUACGCAGAUUACAAUGACUUGAUGAGCCUUACUGAGCAAAUGCUUAGUGGUAUGGUGAAGGAGCUUACGGGUGGCUAUAUAAUUAAGUAUCACACAAAUGGUGUGGAGAAAGACCCAAUUGAGAUAGACUUCACUCCACCUUUCAGAAGGAUUGAAAUGAUAGAAGGGCUAGAGAAAGUGGCAAAUCUCAGUAUACCCAAGGAUCUUGCUAGCGAUGAGGCUAACAAGUAUCUGGUGGAUGCAUGCACCAAGUUUGCGAUAAAAUGUGCCCCCCCUCAGACUACAUCUAGAUUGCUUGAUAAACUUGUUGGGCACUUCCUUGAAGAGAUGUGUGUUAAUCCAACUUUUAUCAUCAACCAUCCGGAAAUAAUGAGUCCACUCGCAAAAUGGCAUAGGUCUAAGCCUGGGUUGACUGAACGAUUUGAGCUGUUUGUCAAUAAGCAUGAACUUUGCAAUGCAUACACUGAGUUGAAUGAUCCUUUUGUUCAACGUCAACGCUUUGCUGACCAGCUUAAGGACCGGCAAUCUGGUGAUGAUGAAGCAAUGGCAUUUGAUGAAACUUUCUGCACAGCACUUGAAUAUGGAUUACCACCUACAGCUGGAUGGGGAAUCGGUAUUGAUCGACUUGCAAUGAUUUUGACUGACUCACAAAACAUCAAGGAAGUCAUAUUCUUUCCAGCUAUGAGGCCUCAUGAGGAAACUAGUACAGAAAGCCAAAACAAAGUGGGCGAACAAACAAAGGCUAAAGAUGUACAAACCAAACCACAUGAUUGUAGUGGUUUCCCAGAGACAUCAUGAUAUCGUUCUUCAUGCUGAAUGAUGGAGAUGGACUUCGAUUUACUUCAAAUACUCAAGAGUUUCAUAUGUAUUUUAUUUUUCAAUGGUUAAAUGUUUUCAUGCACAAACUGAAUGCCUUUAUGCUUCCUAAAGUUUGCCAUACCAUAUAAAACUCGGUUAUAUACUUAUAUGGCAUAGGAUAUGCAGCCAUGUCAACACGGUAUAAGGGGUUUCUCAAAUAUUUUACUGAAUAGAAGUGUCCAAGGCGUGACAUAUUGACUGUCAGGGUUGAUAAGACUUGGAGAUACCUUCACAUCCGACACUUAUACCAAUUCAUUUCAUCGAGCCCGUUGAUGAGUUGAAUUGCCCAGAGAUGUUGAUCUUUACUGUUAGUGGUCAAAUUAUUCAAAUCUGCAGCUCUUCUGCCUUGAUUUUCUACAACCACCAUUCGCAUGAAAAGGACUUGCUUUUAUCACAAAGUACAACACAGGUUAGCAUAAUCCACCCAUGUAUCAAUGUUAGUUUUAAUAUAGUUGUAAGAACAGCCUGGCAUAGUCGCAUGGUCUUGUAGAUGCUGAGUGUCCAAGCCUAGGGCGUGGGAGGGUCCGCAAAUGUCCUCAUGAUGGAGCUGAACCGGAGUUUGGUUGGGGUUUUACACUUUUACGUGAAUGUCUUACCUAGUAGUAGUACUAUCUUUCAUUCUUUCCUUCAUGUACUAUGUUUAAUCGAAUGCAACGCUAGAGGUGUUUUUUAAAUCUUUAGUUUUUCUAACAUUUUGCACUUGCACUGGAUUUCCCAUUAAAAGUAAGAAUAUAUUUGUUGCAUACAAUUUAUGAUUAACAACUCUAAAAAUGUGGUGUUCUACCAUGGUUGUAUUUGUUUACAAAUACGGAGCAUAAAUUUAUUGGAAUAAUU